Molecule: messenger RNA, 3916 nt
Organism: Xiphias gladius (swordfish)
Lineage: Eukaryota; Metazoa; Chordata; Actinopteri; Istiophoriformes; Xiphiidae
Gene: slc27a6
Product: solute carrier family 27 member 6
Exons: 10
Coding region: 141-1931 (596 amino acids)
Molecular function (GO): long-chain fatty acid-CoA ligase activity; long-chain fatty acid transmembrane transporter activity
Source: RefSeq, a predicted model, not a curated record
GGAUUAGUCGGUGGUCUACGUCACACAGACUGUCCCUGCUUAUCACCUGGAACAUGUAACAGUGUGUGAAGUUCACAGAGGGCUCCUCUCCACGUGUUUUCAGCUGUCUCCACCGUGUUCAGUGUGUCACAGCCGCAGACAUGACUCUGUCUCUGGGAUGGCUCUCGGCUCUGGUCGCGGGCUUUUUCUCUGCUCACGUUGUGCAGAAACUCUGCUUCCCAUACUUUUGGAGAGACCUCCUCUUUCUGUUGAAGGUAAUCAGGUACGGCGUGAAGCUGGAGCUGUUCAAACUGACAUCCAGCGUCUGUACGGUCCUGGAAAGGUUCAUCCAGCAAGCGCAACGCAUCCCCAACAAGCCGUUUGUCAUCCACGAUGGAAGCAUCCACACCUACCGGGAUAUCGAGCAACGAAGCAACAGACUCGCCAAUGUUUUCCUUGAGAGUGUCAAUUUGAGGAAAGGAGACUGUGUUGCUUUGCUCAUGAACAACGAGCCCGACUUCCUGUGCGUUUGGUUCGGGUUGGCGAAGGUCGGCUGUUCGGUUGCUUUCCUCAACACUAACAUCAAGUCCAAGUCUCUCCUACACUGCUUUAACUGCUGUGGAGCCAAAACUGUAAUAGUUGGUUCAGAUUUAGUGGAAUGUCUGGAUGGCAUCCUAACCAGCCUGCUGGAGGACGACAUUCAGGUGUGGGCCAUGAAGAGCCAGAGUGAGCACACACAGGUGAACACUCUGUUGGAUAAAAUCGAUGCUGCCUCUGAACAGCCCGUACCAGCAGUGUUACGUGCCACCACCUCCCUCAAAUCCCCCACCCUGUACAUCUUCACCUCUGGAACAACUGGGCUCCCAAAGGCUGCAGUGAUCACUCACCUCCAAAGUUUGAAGGCAGCAGCAGGUUUUUGGGCAUUUGGAGCGACUGAAGAUGAUGUGGUGUAUAUUCCUCUGCCACUCUAUCAUAGUGCAGCUUCCUUGAUCGGUAUAGGAGGGACCAUAGAGCUGGGUGCAUCCUGUGUCUUGAAAAAGAAGUUCUCAGCUUCCCAGUUCUGGAUUGACUGUACAAAACAUGAUGUGACUAUUUUCCAGUAUAUUGGUGAACUCUGCAGAUACCUCUGCAACCAGCCUAAGACAGAGGUAGAUAAAGGUCACAAGGUGUGGAUGGGAGUCGGGAACGGAUUGCGGCAGGAUGUCUGGCGGGAGUUCCAGAGUCGCUUUGGAAACAUUAAAAUGUGCGAGGUGUACGGCUCCACUGAGGGAAACCUGUGUUUCAUGAAUCACAUCGGCAAGAUUGGAACUGUGGGCCGGUCCAACUUCUUCUACAGGCUCCUGUUCAAGUAUGAUCUGGUAAAGUAUGACAUGGAGAAAGACGAACCAGUGAAAGAUCAGUAUGGCUUCUGUCAACGAGUGGAAAGGGGUGAGACAGGGCUUUUACUGUCCAAGGUGAGCUCCAUUAGCCCCUUCUUUGGCUAUGCUGGAAGCAAGCAGCUGACUGAGAAAAAGCUGAUGAGAAAUGUGUUUAUGAAGGGAGAUGCCUACUUUAACACAGGCGACCUAAUGGCUGAAGACCAAGAGGGCUUCAUCUGUUUCAGAGACAGAAUGGGAGACACCUUCAGGUGGAAGGGUGAAAAUGUAGCAACGACAGAGGUAACAGAGACUCUUGGGCUGGUGGAUUUUAUCCAAGAGGUUAAUGUUUAUGGAGUGGAAGUACCAGGGCAUGAGGGCAGAGCAGGAAUGGCUGCCAUGAUUGUAAGACCAGGUCUUACGUUUAAUGGGAAGAAACUGUUUGAGCAUGUGACGAGGGAUCUACCGGCAUACGCUCAUCCACUGUUCAUAAGGCUCCAGGUAAUGAACAGAGGAGAUCAUGGAAAUGACAAGCACCUUCAAGCAGCAGAAAUUUCAGCUGGUGCAAAGUGGCUUCAACCCUUCAACAAUCUCUGACCCUCUCUAUGUGUUGGACUACCAGCAGAAGAAAUACAUUCCUCUAACAGACAGUAUCUACCAGAGCAUCCUUGCUGGAGAACGCAAGCUAUAGAACUCACAAGUUUGGGUAUGAUGACAUAGCUUGAAACAGUGCACCAAGAGGGAUAUAAAUGUGCUCUGCUUAUUGCAGUAAUUUAUAUUUAAUGGAAGUCCAUGAGCUUACAAUCAGGUUGAAUGAUUUACUGGGGUCUGACUGAAAAUACAUCGUCAAGUUAGUGAAUAAGAGGAUCAUGAUUAGUUGACCAUAUACAUAUGAACAGUAAUGUCUCUUUGAGUUAUUUUUGUUAAAACAAACAUCAGAUAAAUAUUGUGUAUAUAAUAUGUAUGUUUUAAGGGUUUUUUUCAACCAUUUUAAGGUUUAAAAACCCCUAAAACACUGUGGAUUGGGGUGUGAAUGGAUUAAAUAUGAAAAAGUUUGGUAAGGGGUAAAAAGCCCUGAAAAUGACCAAAUAUCAUGAAAGCCAUCCAUGAAUGUACAUUUUAUUUGAAACAUUAAAACCCUUUAAGGUAUAAAUUAAGACAUGGUUUUAAUGUUAUUUGGUCAGUUUUGAUGAUUUUUUUUUACCACUUUAAAUGCUCUUAAACUCUGUAGGUAAUUGAUUAAAAUACCUUAACAUAUUACAAUACAUCAAAUUGUCCAUUAAUUGUUCCCUUAAAAUCCCAUUAGUGGGAUAAGUGCCUUAAUUACAUCUGCACUAAUGGAUAAAUUGAUGGAAUUUUACGGUACAAAAUUAAGGGAUUCAAUGUCAACUCACAUACAGCAUAAAUGGUUCAGAGAUGUGUUUUUGCAAUUUUGCUCACGUGUCAAAUUGCUUCAAAUUUCUUUAUUUUUUCAACAAGAUCAACAAAUUUAUCCACAGAUAUUUCCUUUUCACUGAUUUUACUCGUCAGAUUUUAAUAAAUCAUUUAGCAAAUUGUCACAUUAUGCUGACCAAGCAUAGAACUCAUAUGUUUGUCAAUUCGUAUGAUUUAUGUAUGAAACAAAGAUAAACAUGCAUUGUCUUAACUGUGAGAUAUUUGGAGUAUGAAAGCCCAAAAGUGCCCAGAUAUUUAGCCAUAUCAUAUGUUUUUGCCAUUUAUGUUUUUUUAAUGCUGUGAAAGUUCUGAUUCCAUGAUUUAUUUACUUUUAUUUUUAUUUUUUUUAUUUACUUAAGAUUUUUAGGGCCUUAUUUUCCCAUCUUUUUGGGUCUAAAUGAGUAACAGGGACAAAAAUGUUUAGAAUCGGUCCAGGGUAAUCGGUAUUGAGCGAGUACGCUAUAAGCACCAACCCGGAAACAGCUGCAAUAUAAUUAAACUGGAAAAUUUGUUGUCACUGCCUCGAUCAGUUAGUUUGUGUUAUGGUAUAACUUUCAGUGGUGGAAGAAGUAUUCAGAUCCUUUACUUAAGUAGAAGUACCAAUACAGCAAUGUUAAAAUACUCACAAGUAUCAAGUACCGGGUCAACUAAAUAACUUCAGCUAUUAACAUUACCUUCUGUAGCAGGUCUUUCCACUCUUGGAACAGCAUUUUUCUUCAGGAAAGAGUGCUUGGGUAGCAGUAGUAAUCCUGCUCAAAAUGGUAAUGGCAGCAGUAGACCAGCAACUCCUGUGUUCUGCAAGAUAAAUUUAAUAUUUUUGUCAAUGGAGUCUGGUGGCUUUGAACAGAGCAAUAUAACGGCUGUUUCUGGUUAAACAAAAAGGAUCCCACUCUUUGACAAUAAGGUCUAUCUCUGUAGGGAUGUUGUUAGACACUUAUAUUAACAAUCUGAGCCUGUCCGCGGUUAAAACAUGCACUUUUAGUGGGUGUACUUUGAUGCGGACAAAUGCCCAGUUGGAUUACAUUGCAGCCAUUUCGUGGUUGCCAGAUAGAUAUUGAACCGAUUCCAAACAUUUUUUCCCCUAUUAAACAUUUACAACCACAAAGAUGGGAAAAUAGGGCACAGGUUAAAAAUACCGGAAAUAUCCU